AUGGACCUGUUUGUUUAUUAACCUUUUAAAGUUAAUUGUUUUAAGGAUGACACUUUAGUGAAACUUAAAUUCUUUACCUUAUUUUCAUUUUAUAGCUAAAAUUAUUCUGAUUUAUAUUUUUUACUCCGUUAAGACUGGUUUAAAUCAAUAAAUUCUUAAUUAUGUUUUUUAAAAUAACUUUCAGGAAGAUGUUCAUCUAUAUGUACCAAUCUCUUACUUUAGUUGAUGUGUGUAGAUUAUAAUUUGUUAGUACUUUAUAUUUAUUUACUAUUAGAUUGGUUAUAAAUACUAGUUUAAACUACUCUUUCAGAGAGGUUUUUUUAUGUACCUGCUUUUUAACAUCGCUCAUCGUUUUCAGAGUUAACUCUUGAGUCUAUUUUCAGCACUACCUCUUUGAAAUCAUCAUCAGCUGUUGUUUAGAAUUUCCUUCUUUCAGCGCCUUCAAUUAACGUGUUGUCUUAGAUGCUCUCGAAUUCACUAUUUUAAUACUCAAAAGUGUGA
Messenger RNA from Tetrahymena thermophila SB210, 501 nucleotides. RefSeq lists its product as hypothetical. The record is from RefSeq and is a predicted model, not a curated record. NCBI's taxonomy places the organism in Eukaryota, Ciliophora, Oligohymenophorea, Hymenostomatida, Tetrahymenidae. The transcript has a single exon.